Messenger RNA from Thermochaetoides thermophila DSM 1495, 939 nucleotides. RefSeq lists its product as uncharacterized. Lineage: Eukaryota; Fungi; Ascomycota; Sordariomycetes; Sordariales; Chaetomiaceae. The transcript is spliced from 3 exons. Gene Ontology annotation, biological process: transmembrane transport. The coding region runs from base 1 to 939 and encodes 312 amino acids. The record is from RefSeq and is a predicted model, not a curated record. Gene Ontology annotation, molecular function: transmembrane transporter activity.
AUGCUAGCCGCUUCUUCAACAACGUCGGCAUCGGCUGAGCAGCGCGACACCGACCCUGAAACGCCCAAUACGUCUGGCAUUGAAAUCGUUGAGCAUACCCCUCCCGACGGUGGCUACGGCUGGGUGUGCACCAUCUGCUCUUUCAUCAUCAAUGCCUGUACCUGCGGGGUUAACUCAGCGUGGGGAGUUUUCCUGGACUGGUACACGGUCUACAACACGUUCUCCCACGCGACUGAGUUUGAAUACGCCAUGAUUGGCGGCCUAGCUGUCUCGCAGGCACUUUUGAUCUCGCCCAUUUGCGUUGCUCUCCAGGACAAGGUUGGGUCAAGAGUCACGAUGCUGUUGGGGGCCGCCAUACAAUUUGCAGGGCUGACUGCCUCAUCCAAUGCAACCACGAUCUGGCAUCUUUUUGUGUCUUAUUCUCUUUGCUUCGGUUGGGGACAAGGUCUUCUUUACAUUCCCGCCAUGUCUCUCUGGCCGCCCUGGUUUUCGAAGCGUCGCAGCCUUGCCCUCGGCCUUGCUACUUCCGGUGUCGGAUUCGGCGGCUUUGCAUUCAAUCUCAUUACUGGCCGUCUCAUCAGCAGCGUCGGAAUACUUUGGGCAUGGCGUAUCCUCGGGUACAUCUGCAUAGCCGGCAACACCAUCUGUGCCCUUCUCUUCCCUACGUUUGGGGUUGCCAUUUCGCUGCAGAUGGUCAAAGGUCAUGGUAUCGAAGAGUUCUUGCCAUCUCAAAUCUACAUCGGCAUCACAUUCCUUGUUGGCGCAUCUUUCCUCUGGUGUCUGAGGGCCUGGAAGCUUUUCGAUGUUGAGAAAAGGCAGGCUGCCGAAUGUCACUCAGCACCUGAAGACACGGAAAUAGCAGGAAGGGUAUCUAUGGUGAUUUCCAACAGCUCUUUUUGGCUCACUCCCAAGCGCUUAUUUCUCCUCGAGAGAGCUUGA